Molecule: messenger RNA, 456 nt
Organism: Pocillopora verrucosa
Lineage: Eukaryota; Metazoa; Cnidaria; Anthozoa; Scleractinia; Pocilloporidae
Source: RefSeq, a predicted model, not a curated record
ACGAAUUCGCUCGUCAGUGCUCACCAAGAACGGUUAAACAAUACAAGAUGAAAGUGAGGGUCGCCGCUUUUUUGCUGUUGCUUUUCAUCGCUUAUCAUCACGUAUCAAGUCUGGAAUGUAAUGCUUGUACAAGUUCAACCUCGUGGGACGAUUGUAAAGUUUCACAGGAAAAGUGUCUUCCCCAACAAAACCAAUGCAUCAAGGUCUACUUUAAGUAUGGCGGAAGUGAAAUAUUCUCCAAGGGCUGUGCUCGUGAGCUCUCUUGUGGAAGCUCAGAAAAUCCUAUCUGUGGAGAAGCCGCUGGCUCUGAUAUCACUUGUGAUAUCACCUGUUGCAAUGACAAAGACAACUGUAACGCAGGCUCAGCCCUAUCUUUCAGCAGUUUCUUAUUCUUGGCAUGCGCAUCGGCGUCAUUAAUGUUUUACGUGAAAUUUUGACAUUACAGCUCAGUUGUAU